This is a messenger RNA of Anoplophora glabripennis (Asian longhorned beetle), 3636 nucleotides long. It is a transcript of the gene smo, whose product is annotated as protein smoothened. NCBI's taxonomy places the organism in Eukaryota, Metazoa, Arthropoda, Insecta, Coleoptera, Cerambycidae. Gene Ontology annotation, molecular function: patched binding; transmembrane signaling receptor activity. Gene Ontology annotation, biological process: commissural neuron axon guidance; smoothened signaling pathway; central nervous system development. The coding region runs from base 157 to 3204 and encodes 1015 amino acids. The transcript has 5 exons. The record is from RefSeq and is a predicted model, not a curated record. Gene Ontology annotation, cellular component: plasma membrane; cilium; dendrite.
CAUUGUUCGGUUUGUUUAUUGAGUUCUUAUACAUAAAAUACUCCCCACAUAAAAUAUUUUGUCUACCAAUAUUGUCGUUUGUGAUGUUAAGUGAAGACCGAGAUAAUUAUGAAGAGAUAUGGUUAAAAGGAACAAUUUUCAUAGACUAGACUGGAAAUGAGGACGCCAUAUAUUUUGAUAAUAUAUUUCAGUAUCGUAAACAACAAGGCAUUGAAUAUUAGUUCGGAUGCAUCAAAUAACACCACUAAUGACGAACUUGAGGAGGAGAUUACACCACAUAUCAGGCACAGAGAGGGCAAGAAACCAAAGGAUAAUAACAGUAGGUUCUAUGAUUUGAAUUUGAGGUACUGCCAAAGACCUGCGACUUGUCAAGCUUUAAACUAUAGUACUUGUAUGGGGGCCAAGUUACCUUACCGUAGCACUACCUUAGAAUUAACAGACCUCAAAUCGCAAUGGGAAAUACAAGAAAAACUAUCCCUCUACGAAUACCUGCAUUUUGUACCUAAAUGUUGGGCAGUAAUUCAACCUUUUUUAUGUGCGUUGUACAUGCCCAAAUGCGAUAAUAACACGGUAGAUUUACCCUCUAAAGAGAUGUGCAAAAUUACAUUGGAACCCUGCAAGAUUUUGUACAACAGUUCCUUAUUUCCCGAAUUUUUAAAUUGUGAUGAUAAGCGGUUGUUCCCUCCCAAGUGUAAAAAUGAUAUCCAUGACAUGAAGUUCAAUAUCACAGGGUUCUGUAUGGAUCCGUUGGUUAAAACCGAUAAGCCAGAGUGGUGGUACCCCGACAUAGAAGGCUGCGGAUUGAAAUGUAAAGAUUCACUUUACACCGAAAGAGAACAUCGCCAAAUCCAGAAGCUUAUGGCGUACUGUAUACUGUUGUGUAUAUUUUUGAACAUGUUCACUAUCCUGACGUUUGUGAUCGACUGGAAAACCGCAAACAAAUAUCCGGCACUGGCCAUAUUUUAUGUCAACGUAUGUUUUUGUAUAUCGUACGGCGGUUGGUUGGUGCAGUUCUUGGGGACAGAGACCAGAGAGGAUAUCGUGUGCAAGAAAGAUGGUACGUUGAGGAAGUCUGAACCGAGUGCUAGCGAAAACUUGUCUUGUGUCAUCGUCUUUGUAAUGGUUUAUUAUUUUAUAAUCGCAGGAAUGGUGUGGUUUGUUAUUUUUAGUUACGCCUGGCAUAUGAGUUCGUUACAAGCGUUAGGUAAAAUCCAAGAACGUGUGGACAAAAAACGAGCAUAUUUCCACCUCGUCGCUUGGAGUUUACCUCUGAUGUUAACUAUUACGACGAUGGCAAUAGGAGAGAUAGAUGGAGACUACGUAACGGGUAUUUGUUUUGUGGGAUAUGUUAACAUGGCUGCCAGGAUAGGGUUGCUACUUUGUCCACUAGCAGCUACGAUGAUUGUCUCAGGAUACAUAAUCGUACGAGGUCUUAUACUUUUGGUUAAAGUGAGAAUAGACAGUCGCGAGGUUAUAUCGGAGCACUCUAGCAGGAAAAUUAGGUCGAAUAUUGUGAGAAUGGGCGUUUUUACCAUAUUUAUGGUGGUGUUUUGUGCGAUUACGUUUUUUUAUCAUAAUUACAUUGCCGUUAACUCGAAGCACUGGAGCGCAAGUCUACAGAGUUACAUUUUAUGUAAACUGAACAGUCGCCGAUUAGGUUCGGACUCGUCGCAUUGCAAACAGGAAGCACGACCUAGUGUGUCCAUGCUGCAGUUACAGCUGUUGGCAGUGUUCGGAACGGGCGUGGCGAUGGCCUCCUGGGUGUGGUGUGACGCAACGCUCCAUUCUUGGGGACGAUACAUAAGGAGAAAAUUUCACUGCGAAGUAGAAGAACCGAUGAAACUCCAAAAGCACAAGAUAAUAGCCCAGGCGUUCGCUAAACGGAAGAAGUUCAACGAGGGCGGCCGCAUCUCCAUCCUGUGCCAGAACCAUACGGAUCCCGUGGGCCUGAACUUUGAACUCAACAGCGCUGCCAGCAACGAACUCAGCACCACGUGGGCGGCCAACCUGCCGCGUCUCGUGAACCGCCGUGGCGCCGUCCCCAACGAAGUGGCCUAUUCCAUGUCCAGUAACAAUCACUCGAUAGACAGCGAGGUCAGCCUGAACGUGAGGCACGUUAGCAUCGAGAGCCGCAGGAAUUCGGGCGACAGCCAGCUUUCCGUGCAAAUCGCGGAACUGAAAGCGACCCGCAAGGUGAACAGCAGGAAACACAGGAAUCGACACAAACACAACUUCAGGAGCAAUUCGAGGAACAUCGGGCACUCCUCGAGGAGGUUGUCCAAGAGCGGUGCAAAACGGGAGAGCAGCACCAGCCUGGACUCUCACCUCCAGCUCAUAAACGCCCUGACCAACACGGGGGACGUGAAGAACUUUGGGCCGAACUUGAACCGUCGUUCGGGUAACGCGGGGCUAGACGGCCAGCACAUCAACAACCUCCUGUCCAACGGCAAGCUGGUUAUACCCUACGGCAGGAACAAUUUCAAGAGCGGCAGCGAAGACGAGAACGUUUCGGUGACGAUUUCCGAGAGCACGUUCAACAUGAAGCUCAGCAACCCCCAGAACAUGGACCUGAACGAUCAGUUGGUCAUGAGAUCGCUGCGACAGGGCCUCCACAUCGCGGAACUCAACACCACCUCCGACACCGACAACACCGAGAAACUUAACAAGGACUACGGGCAGGAGAAACGAUCCGGCUCGCACUCGAGCAAGAGAUCAAGGCGUUCCAGGCGGUCCCGGAAGAAAUACAGCGGCAAUUCGGAGAGCGGCAGCUCGUCCUGCCCGGAGAUCAAGCAGCUGGUGCAGAGCUCGCUGAAUUCGGGCGUUUCGGUGGGGUGCGAGAAGAGCCGCGGCUCGAGGCAGUCGAAGACGUCCAUCGACGUGGCCGUCCAGGCGGACGCGCAGGACAUCGUCACGCAGACGGCGGCGUUCGACCUCGAGCUGAGGAACCUGAACAAGACUGAGGAGGAGAAGCACAAGACCAAGCAGGCCAAGACGAAGGAGAACAAGAAGUACCGGCGGGCCAGCAGAUACUGUGAUAUCGACAACGACCAAAGGGUGAAGAGGUACGGGAAUGCGGGCAGCUCGGAGGAGAGGCGGUCGCUGUGUCGGGACUCGAAUAAGAAGUGUUCGGAUCUGAGCGACGAGGAGAGCCUCCUGAAGGACAGGUUUAAGGUAAACGUUAGGAAGUCUAAGGAGAUUAUGUGAUUACGUGCGAAAGGCGAAGGGUAAACCUCGGUUGUAAUUUUGUACACUAGAAUUGGUCUACUCGAGCGAAUUCGCCGGAUUUCCUCUGUUAAGGAGUGAAACCAUAUUGGGAGAUCGAUUUUCAGACGUUUUUUAUUCAUUUUUUUGAGUGGGACAAAUCGAUUAGAAUUUGAUCAAACUUUGAAUAUUUUGAACUACAUUUACAAAUUUUUUCAACUCGUUUGUGUUGAAAAUGCCGAAGUUAUGGGCACGUUAUGGGUCAUGUUGUCCACCGAAGGUCAUCGUUCGAGUUGGUUGUUCACGGGAAACGUGGGGGUCGCAAUUUUGAUUUGAAAGCAAAAUGGUCGUUUUCCUACAUUAUUAACAUGUUUUCUAAAAAUAUGAACCUCAUUGCGGGUAAAAAUUGUGAAAAUUGAAGUUUUGACACGUGUU